This is a messenger RNA of Pseudophryne corroboree (corroboree frog), 10673 nucleotides long. It is a transcript of the gene COL12A1, whose product is annotated as collagen type XII alpha 1 chain. The coding region runs from base 254 to 9466 and encodes 3070 amino acids. NCBI's taxonomy places the organism in Eukaryota, Metazoa, Chordata, Amphibia, Anura, Myobatrachidae. The record is from RefSeq and is a predicted model, not a curated record. Gene Ontology annotation, molecular function: protein binding. The transcript is spliced from 66 exons.
CACCUUCCCCUGCUGUUUCGUAAGAGCUUGCGAGGUUUGGGAACAGCCCUCUCAUAAGGAGCAGAUUGGGGAGAGGCGCUUCCCACUUGCAGGAAGACAGACCUUAAGGAAGGAGCAUCUCCGGGAGCCACCAGGAGGAGACCCUGCGCAUCCCAUUGUCUCAUCCAAUCCACGGGAAGGACCAGCAGAGCUGAGCCCAGGGAGCACCUUCUAUAAUCCAUUAAUGUUGUUGUGACCCGGAAAAGACAGAGGAAUGAAAAUACGGCUUUACUCUGCAGUGACAGCACUGUGUGCUGUCCUGCUCUUAUCUUCUAUAGAGGCAGAAGUUGGUCCUCCAACAGAUCUAAACUUUGAAAUAGUAAAUGAGAAUACAGUUCGUAUGUCAUGGCAGAGGCCGGAUGAGAGGAUAAAUGGUUACAAGAUCACAGUUGUUCCCACAAACGAUGGACCUGCAAAAGAAUUAGAUAUUCCGGCUUCUGCAACACAAACUGUGUUAACAGAGCUAGUACCAGAAGUUGAUUAUGUUGUCACAAUACUGUCAUAUGAUGAUUUGGAGGAAAGUUUACCUGUGUUUGGCCAACUUACAAUUCAGACAGGAGGUCGUGUAACAACAGAUGAAAAGAAACUUGUAACUACUGAUUUACCACGGUGUUCUAUUAGUGCAGUAGCUGAUGUUGUAUUCCUUGUGGAUGGAUCUUGGAGUGUGGGGAGAACCAACUUCAAAUAUAUUCUUGACUUCAUAACUUCUUUGGUUUCGGCAUUUGAUAUUGGGGAAGACAAGACAAGGGUUGGUGUUGUCCAGUACAGCUCGGAUACCAGGACUGAGUUUAAACUGAACAGAUAUUACAAGAAAAAUGAGCUCUUGGCGGCUAUUAAAAGAAUACCUUACAAAGGAGGGAAUACAAUGACAGGUGACGCCAUUGAUUACUUGAUUAAGAAUUCCUUUGUCGAAUCUGCUGGAUCCAGGAAAGGAUUUCCCAGAAUUGCGAUAAUAAUUACUGAUGGAAAAUCCCAAGAUGAAGUAGAAAUUCCUGCAAAGGAGCUUCAAAAUGUAGGAGUGGAAGUUUUCACACUGGGAAUAAAGGCAGCAGAUGCAAAAGAACUAAAACAAAUGGCAUCUUUACCUUCUCUGAAACAUGUGUACAGUGUUGCCAAUUUUGAUGCUAUUGUUGAUGUUCAAAAUGAAAUUAUUAAUCAGGUCUGCUCAGGAGUCGAUGAGCAACUAAGUGAACUGAUCAGUGGAGAAGAAGUUGUGGACCCUCCUUCAGAUCUGACUGUAACAGAAAUUUCUUCCAAAUCCAUGAAGAUCACUUGGAGGGCCUCACCAAGCCAAAUCACAGGAUACAGGGUUCAACUUAUUCCUAUGUUGGCAGGAAGUAAACAACAAGCCUUGAACAUUGGCCCUCAAACUACAAGCCUUACUUUGAAGGAUCUAUCCCCAGACACAGAGUACCAAAUUAAUGUAUUUGCUAUGAAAGAACUCACAGCGAGUGAGCCAAUCUCAACACUGGAAAAAACCCAGGCAGUGAAUAUAAGAGUUGAAUGUUCUGGUGGAGUGGAUAUAAAAGCGGAUGUUGUUAUCCUUGUUGAUGGAUCUUAUAGCAUUGGUCUUAGUAAUUUCGUAAAAGUCAAGGAUUUCAUUGAAGUGUUAGUGAAAAGCUUUGAUGUCUCACCCAACAAAGUGCGGAUCAGUCUUGUACAAUACAGCCGCGAUCCAGUAACAGAAUUUGCAUUGAACAAGUAUGACAAUAUUGAAGAUAUUCUUGAUGCAGUGAAAGAUUUUCCAUAUAGAGGGGGCUCUACCAACACUGGCAAAGCUAUGACUUAUGUAAGGGAAAAGGUGUUAGUUGAAAACAGAGGAGCAAGAACAAAUGUCCCAAGGGUCAUGAUACUCAUCACUGAUGGGAAGUCAUCAGAUGCCUUUAAAGACCCAGCUAUAAAGUUGAGAAAUGCAGAUGUGGAGAUUUUUGCUGUUGGUGUUAAGGAUGCAGUAAGAACGGAAUUGGAAGCAAUCGCUUCUCCACCAGCCGAUACUCAUGUCUACACAGUGGAAGACUUUGAUGCUUUCCAAAGGAUAUCUUUUGAGUUAACGCAAUCUAUUUGCCUUCGAAUUGAACAAGAACUUCAAAUAAUAAAGCGGAAAUCUUUGACUCCUGCACAGAAUCUGGCUUUCUCUGAGGUUACAUCUAGCAGCUUCCGAGUAAACUGGUCCCCAGCAGCUGAAGAUGUUUUAUCUUACACUGUAAAAUACAAAGUGGCUGUUGGUGGAGAAGAGUUCAUAGUUUCUGUUCCAGCCCCUACUACUACUACCAUUCUCUCCAAUCUACUGCCAGAGACUACUUAUGACGUUACUGUUCUAGCAGAAUAUGAGGAAGGAGCGAGCCCUCCACUGAAUGGGGAAGAAAAAACUCUAGAAGUGAAAGGAGCACCCCGCAACCUUAUAGUAAGUGAUGAGACCACGGACAGCUUUAAGGUUGGUUGGUCACCAGCUCCUGGAAACGUCCUCAGGUACAGAAUUGGCUAUCGUCCAGUUGCCGGGGGAGAGAGAAAAGAAGUGACAGUGUCAGGAAAUGAAAGAGCCACGACACUUUAUAACCUAUUGUCUGAUACAAAGUACCACGUCUCUGUCACACCUGAAUAUACAUCUGGCCCAGGGAAAGCCUUGGUAGGAAACGGAGCAACUGAAGAAGUGUUAGGAGAACCAAGAAACCUUAGAGUUACUGAUGCUACAACAUCCACUUUGAAGUUAUCUUGGGAUGCAGCACCUGGCAAAGUAUUACAGUAUCUUGUAACGUACACACCAGCUGCCGGAGGGGAACCAAAAGAGGUUACACUCAGAGGGAACGUCAUCAACACGGUAUUGAAGGAACUGGAUGCCGGUACUACAUACUCCCUCUCUGUAAAUGCUUUAUAUGCAUCAGGAGCUGGGUCAGCCCUCACUGGUGAAGGAACUACUGUUGAUGAACGUGGGUCACCUCGUAAUUUAGUGACUAAAGACAUUACAGACACCACAAUUGGUGCGUCAUGGACCUCAGCGCCAGGAAUGGUUCGUGGCUAUAGAAUUGCAUGGAAGUCACUAUUUGAUGAUGAAUCUGGAGAAAAGAAUGUUCCUGGAGAUGUAACAAAUACAGUGCUGGAGGAACUUGCACCAGAGACAAAGUAUAAAAUCUCAGUGUUUGCUAACUAUAAAAGUGGAGAAGGAGCCCCUCUAGAAGGAGAAGCUACCACAGAAGUAUCACCAAAUGCCAAGACACUUAAGGUCAGUGAUGAGACUGAAAGUACAAUGAAAGUCACAUGGCAACCAGCUCCAGGAAAUGUGGUCAAUUACCGUGCUAUAUACCGACCGCGAGCUGGUGGAAGACAACUGGUUGCUAAAUUGCCACCUACCGUCACCUCCACAGUACUAAAAAGACUUCAACCUCAAACCACAUAUGACAUUACAGUUGUUCCAGUUUACAAGUCAGGGGAUGGAAAAGCCAGGCAAGGAGAAGGAACAACAGCCUCUCCAUUCAAGUCACCGAGAAAUCUGAAAACUUCUGACCCAACCAGGUCCACCUUCCGAGUAACCUGGGAACCUGCUCCAGGAGAAGUGAUGGGAUAUAAAAUCACCUUUCAUCCAGUAGGAAAUGAUAGGCAACUAGGAGAAAUGAUAGUUGGCCCAUAUGAUAAUACUGUAGUCUUGGAAGAACUCAGGGCAGCAACAUCCUACAAAGUCAAUGUGGUUGGAAUGUUUGAUAAAGGAGAGAGUGCACCUUUAAUUGGAGAAGAAAUGACAACUCGGUCAGAUGCCCCAGAUGUCCGUGUCGAUCCCUCCGGACUGGAGUGCAAAACUAAUGCUGCUGCAGACGUAGUUUUGCUGGUAGAUGGUUCUUGGAGUAUUGGUCGGCCAAAUUUCAGGACUGUCAGGUCUUUUAUCUCACGAUUGGUUGAAGUCUUUGAGAUUGGCCCAGACAAAGUGCAGAUUGCACUUGCUCAAUACAGUGGGGACCCCAGAACCGAGUGGCAACUAAAUGCUCAUGGAACAAAGAAGUCUUUGAUGGAUGCUGUAGCAAAUCUGCCUUACAAGGGGGGCAACACUCUUACAGGCUUGGCUUUAAAUUUUAUUGCACAAAAUAAUUUCAAGUCAGAGGCUGGCUUGAGAGAUAAAUCACGCAAAAUUGGUGUCCUGAUAACUGAUGGAAAGUCACAAGAUGACAUUGUUGCACCGUCAAAAAGGCUGAGAGACCAAGGAAUAGAACUAUAUGCCAUUGGUAUAAAGAAUGCAGAUGAAAAUGAACUGAAGGAAAUAGCCACAGAUCCUGAUGCUGUCUAUGUGUUCAAUGUGAAUGAUUUCAACCAGCUCACCAAUAUUGUUGAGCCCCUCACUACAAAUCUAUGUAAUAGUGUUAAGAGUGGUGGAGAUGAUCUGGAAGCACCAUCUAACCUAGUGACGUCAGAGCCCACCCCUCGGUCUUUUAGAGUAUCAUGGGUACCACCAUCUCAUAGUGUGGACAAAUUCAGAGUGGAGUAUUAUCCUGUAUCUGGAGGUAGACCUCAAGAGGUUAUUGUUAGCAGAUCUGACAGAACCACAGUACUGACUGAUCUAAAGCCUGAAACAGAAUACUUUGUGAAGGUGUUUUCAGUGGUAGAAGGAGAAAGCAGUGACCCCUUGGAAGGCCGAGAAACAACCUUGCCAAUCCCUUCUGUUAGAAAUCUCAACAUCUAUGACAUUGGAACAACAACAAUGAGAGCAAGAUGGGAAGCUGCCAAAGGAGCCUCUGGAUAUUUAUUGUUAUACGAGCCUGUCAAUGCUACUGUUCCUGCAGUAGAAAAAGAGAUGCGUGUUGGCUCAUCAGUCACUGACGUACGAUUGGAAGAACUCUUCCCUAACACUGAGUACACUUUGACUGUUUAUGCACUUUUUGAUGAUCUCACCAGUGAUCCACUCACAGCUCAGGAAGUGACAUUACCAGUCCAAGGGGCUGGAAAUAUAAGACUCAGAGAUAUUACCCAUAGCUCAAUGAAUGUCUUCUGGGAUGCUGCUCCUGGAAAUGUCAGAAAGUACAUUGUGAAGUACAAAACUGAAGGAGAAGAUGAUUACAAAGAGGUGGAAGUGGUUGGAACAAGGACAAGUACACCUUUGAUUGACCUUUUCUCUCAGACGCUGUAUGAUGUGAGUGUAACUGCACUGUUUGAGGAUGGACUAUCAUCUCUGCCACGAUCUACGCAGGGAACCACAGCUCCAGUACCAGCACCCGUCAACCUCAGAUUUUCUGAAAUUACAACAAAUAGUUUCCGAGGCACCUGGGACGGUGCACCAGAUGUGGCUUUGUACAGAAUAACCUGGGCGCCACUUGGACGACCAAGACAAAAGAAAGAGACUAUUGUUGAUGGAGACAAGAACACAUUGGUAUUUGAAGCUCUAGAUGCUGACACACCAUAUGAUGUCUCAGUUACUGCAAUUUACCCUGAUGAAUCGGAAAGUGAAGAUCUGAUGGGUGUUGAACGAACAUUGCCAGAAGUUCCAGUUACAACUCCAAGCCCAAGAGAUGGUCCUCGAAACCUGCAGGUGUUCAAUGCAACAUUCAACAGCUUGACUGUGAAGUGGGACCCAGCCAGUGGCAAAGUGCAGCGAUACCAAAUCAUUUACUCACCUACUGUGGGAGAUGGGGGUGAAAAAACGGUAACAGUUGGCGCAAAGCAGAACAGUGUUGUGCUGCAGGGACUCCAGCCUGAUACACCAUACAAUAUAGCUGUGGCUUCACGUUAUGCUGAAGGAGAAGGAGGAAGAAUCUCAGGGAAAGGGAAAACCAAGCCUCUUUCUACAGUAAAAAAUCUCAGAGUGUAUGAUCCCACUACAAGUACUUUAAAUGUGCGUUGGGAGCCAGCAGAAGGGAAUGUACGUCAGUAUAAGAUCUUUUACGUGCCAACUGCCGGAGGAAGUGAAGAUGUGGUCACCGUUCCUGGAAAUACCAUCUAUUCCGUACUCAGAAGUCUUCAGCCUGACACGUCCUACACAGUGACUGUGGUCCCUGUUUAUGCUGAAGGAGAUGGUGGCCGUAUGUCUGAAACUGGAAAGACAUUGGUACGAGGACUUGCUAAAAAUCUACAAGUAUACAACCCUACACCCAACACACUGAACGUCCGCUGGGAUCCUGCCCCUGGGCUUGUGCAGCAGUACAAAGUCAACUAUUCCCCACUUCUUGGAACACAAGUUACAGAAUCUGUUGUGGUUCCCGGCAAUACUCGCAACGUGUUACUAGAACGCCUGACUCCUGAUACCCCUUACUCUGUAAGUGUGGUGGCCAUGUAUGCUGAUGGAGAAGGGAACCCAAGCGACGGAGAAGGAAAAACACUACCUCGCAGUGGACCAAAAAACAUUAAAGUUUUUGGAGAGACAACCAACAGUCUUUCAGUAAACUGGGAUCAUGCUGAUGGUCCAGUUCAGCAAUAUCGAAUUAUCUAUUCGCCAACUGUUGGUGAUCCCAUCGAUGAAUAUACAACAGUACCUGGCAGAAGGAACAAUGUGAUCUUACAGCCAUUGUUGUCAGACACUCCAUAUAAAAUCACGGUGGUUGCUGUGUAUGCAGAUGGUGAUGGAGGACAACUGACUGGAAAUGGAAGGACAGUUGGUUUGCUUGCACCAACAAAUUUACAAGUUUCUGAUGAAUGGUACACCAGGUUCAGGGUGUCUUGGGACAGAGCAACCUCUCCAGUUCUUGGAUACAAGCUUGUAUACCAGCCACAUGAUGCUGAUGAAUCUAUGGAAGUGUUUGUUGGUGAUGUGAAUUCUUACACUCUUCAAAACCUGUUUCCCGGAACCAGCUAUGAUGUAAAGGUGUAUGCUCAGUAUGACACAGGAUUAAGUGGGCCACUCUCAGGCGUUGGGACAACUUUGUAUUUGAAUGUAACGGAUCUGACAAGUUACCAAGUUGCAUGGGAUUCAUUCUGUAUUAGGUGGACUCCUCACAGAGCUGCAACUUCCUACAGAGUCAAGCUGAACCCAGUCGAUGGAUCCCGUGGACAAGAAAUAACAGUGACUGGAUCACAGUCGUCACACUGUUUUACUGGACUGAAUCCUGACUCUGAAUAUACAGCUACCGUUUAUGUACAGACACCAAACCUUGAGGGCAGAGGAGUUUCAACAAAAGAGCGUACUUUGAUAAAACCAACAGAAUCACCUACUGAGCCUCCUGCCCCGCCUCCACCUCCCACAAUACCGCCAUCCCGUGAAGUAUGCAAAGGGGCAAAAGCCGAUAUAGUGUUUCUGAUUGACAGUUCCUGGAGUAUUGGUGAUGACAACUUCAAUAAAGUCCGUCAAUUUAUUUUUAAUACUAUUGGAGCUUUUGAUGUUAUUAAUCCUGCUGGGAUCCAGGUUUCGUUCGUGCAGUUCAGUGAUGAUGCGCAAACAGAGUUUAAGCUGAAUACUUAUGCUGACAAAGCUCAAGCACUGGGAGCACUUUCUAAUGUCCGAUACAAGGGAGGAAACACAAAAACAGGAAAAGCACUGAAGUUUGUUCGUGAUAAGGUCUUGACUGUUGAAAAUGGAAUGAGAAGAUCUGUUCCCAAGGUGCUGGUUGUAGUGACAGAUGGAAGGUCUCAAGAUGAUGUAAAGAAGUCUGCUAUGGAUAUACAGCACUCUGGUUUUAGCGUCUUUGUGAUUGGAGUGGCUGAUGUGGAUUACAGUGAACUUAGAAAUAUAGGCAGCAAACCAAGUGAGCGCCAUGUUUUUAUCGUUGAUGACUUUGAUGCCUUUGAGAAGAUUGAAGAUAAUCUCAUUACCUUUGUGUGUGAGACAGCGACUUCAACCUGUCCACUUAUUUACCUGGAUGGAUACACAUCACCAGGCUUCAGGAUGCUGGAAGCUUACAACCUCACAGAGAAGUCUUUUGCAUCAGUCAAAGGUGUUUCCAUGCUACCCGGUUCUUUCAAUAGCUUCCCUGCAUAUAAUAUUCAGAAAGAUGCCUUCCUCUCUAUACCUACCUCAGAACUGCAUCCUGAAGGAUUGCCACAUUCCUACACUAUCAUCUUAUUAUUCCGCCUGCUCCCGGAAACUCCCAAUGAGCCAUUCUCUAUAUGGCAGGUUACAGACAAGAGUUAUAAGCCUCAGGUCGGAGUGACUCUGGAUGGAUCCAAGAAAUCACUUUCAUUCUUCAACAAGGGAGCGUCAGGAGAUACUCAGACAGUGACAUUUACUGGUGAUGAAAUAAAUAAACUCUUCUAUGGGAGCUUCCACAAGGUUCACCUUGUGGUAUCACCAAAGUUUGUGAGAAUAUAUGUUGAUUGCAAUGAAGUGGUGGAGAAAGAAAUUAAAGAACCUGGUAACAUUUCAACAGAUGGCUAUGAAGUGCUUGGAAAACUAAAGGGUGACAAAAAAUCUGCUCCAUUUCUGCUCCAGAUGUUUGACAUUGUAUGUACUGUAACCUGGACGAGUCGGGAUAGAUGUUGUGAUAUUCCUGCAAUGAGAGAUGAAUCUAAAUGUCCAGCACUGCCACAUGCAUGUACAUGUGCCCAGGACAGUGUGGGAGCUCCGGGACAAGCCGGCCCAUCUGGUAUGCCUGGCAAUAAAGGUCCCAGAGGUGACAGGGGUGUAGAUGGACCUGUUGGCCCAUCUGGACAGCGUGGUGAACCCGGUCCUUCUGGUCCACAAGGGCCUCCUGGACCUCAAGGACCUAAUGGACUUUCCAUUCCCGGAGAACCUGGUCGUCAAGGGAUAAAGGGUGAUUCAGGUGACCCAGGAUUACCAGGAAGAAUGGGGUCUCCUGGAGUAACUGGACCACCUGGACCUAUGGGGCCACCAGGGCAAAGGGGUUUCACAGGCAAAGAUGGAGCAAUUGGACCCAGAGGACCACCUGGCCCUAUGGGAACACCAGGAGCUCCAGGAGUGCCUGGUCCAAGUGGGACACCAGGAAAGCAAGGAGAUAAUGGCCUACCGGGUCCUACAGGGCAGAAAGGAGAUAAGGGUGAGAGGGGAGAUAUUGCUUCUCAGAAUAUGAUGAGGGCUGUUGCACGACAAGUUUGUGAACAAAUGAUAAACAAUCAAAUGGGCAGAUUUAAUCAGAUGCUGAACCAGAUUCCAAAUGAUUAUUAUUCCAAUCGUAAUCAGCCGGGACCUGCUGGUCCUCCUGGUCCUCCAGGCAGCGCUGGAAUGAGAGGUGAAUCUGGACCUGCUGGCAGACCUGGAUUCCCAGGAACACCGGGUCUUCAAGGACCUCCUGGAGAAAGAGGAAUACCAGGUGAAAAGGGAGAGAGAGGCAAUCCUGGAAUUGGAUCUCAAGGACCCAGAGGGCUCACUGGACCACCAGGACCACCAGGCGACUCCAGAACUGGACCACCAGGAUCUACAGGCUCCAGUGGUUCUCCAGGACCUCCUGGUCGGCCGGGUAACCAAGGCAUUAGAGGUCCUACAGGUCCAGCUGGUUAUUGUGAUGCAUCAAUGUGUGCAAGCAUUCCUUACAAUGGUCAAGGAUACCCAGGUUCCGGCUAACACAUUUUCUAAGUCUCCAGUGCUGCUUACAGUUUGAAUUCAUGAAAAUCCUGUUUCUGAGAUGUUUGCGCACGUGCUUUCUCUGGAAUGAUUCUUUUGGGAAAUGUCACCAUGGAUAUAGCUAAUGACCUAUAUUGUCAUCAUAAAAGGGGAAACUGUUCUUUAUACUAACAACAUUCGAAUGGAAACCAGGACAGCAAUAUGAACUCACAAAGCCUGUUUUCAUUUCUGUAGUGAAAAAGUCAUGUCAUAUAUGAGAAAUAUAGAGCCUCAGUUAUACAAGAGGUCAAUAUAACUACUAACUACUGUAUCUGAGGUAACCCUUUUUUAAACAGAGAUUUAACAUAAGGAUAUAGAAAUGAUUUAUGUAAAUAAUAAACUAAUGGUUGCUUGUAAAUGGUUUGAAUGAGAACAUAUUCACUAAAAUCAGUUAACAAUAUUUUUCAAUCAAGCUAAUGCAUUAAAGCCUGCUGCUUGCUGUCUGCUAGAAUAACCCUUUAUCCCUUCAUCCCCUAUGAGUGUUACAAUGCUACCGCUUUUCAGGCAAGACCUGUAAUGUCAUAACUUCUUUAAUGUUGAACUUUCUAUGUAGCUGACAAUAAUAGUGUAUAUUAAUGCAUUAUUAUUGACAAUUCUAUCAGAAUGUAUUCCAUUAUUUAUUAUUGUAUAUUUGGAUAAAUCACAAUUUACCAUUAAAUUAUUUCAGCUAACAACAAUUCUGUUCCAAGGCAUAAAUAUUUACCUAUAGAAUAUAUAAUCUUUAGCUUAAAUCUGUUCUUUGUAAUACCCAUAUUGAUAAUACACUGAUUAUUAACAGUCUAAUAAUGGCAACAGUUACUCAUCUGUACAAAGGAACAAAUGUUAACAUGUUUUGAUUCUUAUUAGGUAAUUGUAAGAUACGUUUAUCUAUCUAUCUUGCAUUUACCUGAUAACAAGAUCAAAGCAAGUGUAAAAUCUAGUUUCCUAUAUAAAUAUAUACAUAGAUUUAUAUAUUGUAGAUGUAGGUAUAUAUCUAUAUUAAAUAACAAAAGACAGGCUGUAUCAUUUACUGUGCCCAUGGAUUCAUGUUAUGAGAUAAUUAUCUUGUCCAAUCGGCCAAAUAUUUUCAACCAGAACCUUAUCAACCUGAAAGUGGACCACAUGAGCCGGACAGUCAACCGUACGUAGUUCAAAUGGCACCAGAGAGACUAGACGAAGAGGACUAUGG